Sardina pilchardus (European sardine) is the source of this 4447-nucleotide messenger RNA. RefSeq names its product phosphate regulating endopeptidase homolog, X-linked (gene phex). The transcript has 22 exons. Gene Ontology annotation, molecular function: metalloendopeptidase activity. Lineage: Eukaryota; Metazoa; Chordata; Actinopteri; Clupeiformes; Clupeidae. The record is from RefSeq and is a predicted model, not a curated record. Bases 661 to 2898 code for a protein of 745 amino acids. Gene Ontology annotation, cellular component: plasma membrane. Gene Ontology annotation, biological process: protein processing.
CUUCCUUACACACAUACUCUCUCCUUCUCCCCUCCUCUCUCUCUCUCUUUCUCACACAUGCUCUCCCUCUCUCCCUGGUUCUCUCGUAGUUAGUUGCUUGUAUGCUUCUCUUGGCAUGUGCGUAGUGAGACUCCAGCUGUCUGUGACCUCUCAGUGGUGCGCCGAAGGCAAGGGGGAAGUGAAAAACACCCUCCCUGGACACUCACACACACACACACACACACACACACACACACACGCACAUACUCACACAGCAGGCCAGAGGGACAAACUCCACCAACAUCCACACACUCGGGCGGUGCACACACACACUCACGCACAAAACACACACACACACACAGAGAGAGCUCUCAAAGGAGUUGACUCCUGAGACCAACCAGUCAGCAGAAGAGCGGACCUAGUGCUGAGAACUAAAGAUCUGGGACAGGAGAAGACCAACAGUCAAGGUCUGGGAGUGGACAUCGGGUCAGAGGAGAGAAAGAAAGAGAGAGAGAGAGAGAGAGAGAGGGAAAGGUUCUUUCAGGUGAAGAGGAGAGAGAGAGUGAGUGAGAGAGAGAGAGAGGAAGCUGGUUGAGUAGAGACAGAGAGAGAGAGAGAGAGAGAGUAAGGGAGAGAGAAAAGGUGUAUCGGGUUGAGUGCGGCUACUUUUAGACGCACCCUAUGGAGAUGGAGCGGCUGAAUGGACACGGAGGACUCAAGGCGGACGGCGGGCCGGUGAAGCUCCUGAAAGCAGCGCUGGCGUUGACCGUGUGCGUCUGUCUGUCACUCCUCAUAGCUGUCAUCGUAGUUUCACAGAAGAGCAAGGAGGAGUUCUGCCUGACCUCACAAUGCAUUGAAGCAGCGGGCUCGGUCCUCAGCAAGAUGGACCGGCGCGCUUCUCCCUGCGAUGACUUCUUCCAGUACGCCUGCGGAGGAUGGAUAAAAGACAACCCCAUUCCGGAAGAUUCAUCCAGCUAUGGAAUCUACCCGUGGCUGAGGCAGAAUGUGGACAUCAAGCUAAAAGAGUUGCUGGAGAAGCCUUUGGUUGCGGGGGACAUCGAGGCGGUUCAGAAGGCUAAGGUGCUCUACCAGUCAUGCAUGAAUGAAGGCCUUUUGGAACAGGAAGAUGCCAGCCCCCUACUGAAGGUUCUGAAGCAGCAGGAGUUCCGUUGGCCGGUUCUAGGGGACGCUCUAGGUGCCGACUGGCGAUGGGAGGAACCCCAGUUUGACCUGCUGAAGACGCUGGCCCAGAUCCGCACCCAGCACAGCAAGUCCGUCCUCGUCCGGUUCUACGUCUCCCCAGAUGACAAGAGUUCCAACAAGUACAUCAUUAAGUUUGACCAGGCGUCGCUCACCUUGCCGUCCAGAGAGGAUUACAUUACCAACACCACAGAGGCUACUAGGUAUCGGGAGUCCUUGCUGAGUCUGAUGGUGGACAUUGCUGUCAUGCUUGGUGCCAAACAGCAGGCCGCAGAGACUCAGAUGAAAGCCGUGCUGGACUUUGAGAUUAAGGUUGCCCAGAUUAUGAUCCCCUUUGAGAACCGCACCAGUGAGAACAUGUACAACAGAUACAGCCUGUCGCGUUGGCAACGCACGGUUCAAGAGUUUAGCUGGCUGAAUUUCAUCAAAGCCUCCAUCGACACUAAGCAACACCCAGACCUGGUGAUUUCCUCAUCAGAACCAGUUAUAGUGCGUGCGCCGCAGUACUUCAAAGACCUCUUCAAGCUCAUCAACAGCACCGAGCCGAGGACCAUCGCCAACUACGUCAUGUGGAGAGCUGUUCUCUCCAGGGUCUCCACCCUCAGCAGAAGGUUUCUCUACAGAUACCUGGACUUCGAGAGGGUGAUAUCGGGGACCACUUCACUUACCCCUCGCUGGGACAAGUGUGUGAACUAUGUGGAGAACACUCUCAUAUAUGCCACCGGGCGACUGUUUGUCGACAAGCACUUCCAAGAAGAUAAGAAACAUAUGAUGGAGGAGCUGAUCGACGGGAUUCGCUGGGCCUUCAUCGACAUGCUGGAGAAAGAAAACGAUUGGAUGGAUGCUGUCACCAAAAAGAAAGCCGUAGAAAAGGCCCAUGCAGUCCUUCCCAAGGUGGGCUACCCAGAGUUCAUCCUCAACGACACAUACAUCAACGAGGACAUCAAAGAGCUGUCGUUCUCGGAGAAGGACUACUUUGGGAAUGUGAUGCAGACGCUUCGCUUCAUCGCCCAAUCAGACAUCGGCUGGCUCAGGAAGCCUGUGCCUCGCACAGAAUGGUUCACGAAUCCCACCACAGUCAACGCCUUCUACAGCUCCUUCACCAAUCAGAUCAGGUUCCCGGCGGGGGAGCUGCAGAAGCCCUUCUUCUGGGGCACGGACUACCCACGGUCGCUGAGUUAUGGAGCCAUCGGAGUCAUCGUGGGACAUGAGUUGACCCACGGCUUCGAUAAUAACGGUAGAAAAUAUGACAAAGAUGGUAACCUAGACCUGUGGUGGACCAAUGCCUCCAUCACCCGCUUCACUGAGAAGACCCAGUGCAUGGUGGACCAGUAUAACAGCUAUCGCUGGAAAGAGGCGGGAUUAAAUAUUCGAGGCAAGAGGACUCUUGCAGAGAACAUCGCAGACAACGGUGGGAUCCGUGAGGCCUUCAGGGCAUACAGAAGGUGGAUAGCCAGAGAGAGAUCCGGUGCUGAAGAGCCUCUCCUACCAGGUGUGGAUUUGACCAACAACCAGCUCUUCUUCCUCAGUUAUGCCCAUGUGCGCUGUAAUGCAUACAGACCAGAGGCUGCUAGAGACCAGAUACAGAGUGGAGCUCACAGUCCUCCUGAGUUCAGGGUUGUAGGUGCGAUGAGCAACUUUGAGGAGUUUCGCAAGGCCUACAACUGUCCAGAGACAUCCAUCAUGAACAGGGGAUCCCAGUCGUGUCGAGUGUGGUAACAAGGGAUGCCACCGGGGUUCUAUUCCUCAGCACUCGCUCUCUGGAUAGCACGGGAGGUGUCUUGUUUGUGGUCCAAAAAAAUAAAUAAAAUAAACAAAAACAAAAAAACACAGCUAAUCAAUGAGAAAUAAACAAACUGGAACAGAAUGAUCUAGAUGCUAGAAUGGAAUAGUGGUAUGGCUAUGUAACACUGAGGCCUGCGCAGUCAUAGGCCUGAUGGUGAUACAGUGAGUGUUGUCCAGGAAAGUCAUGAUUCACCUAUGUAUGUUUGCAUACUGUAAGGGAUGUGUCUGCUUUGUCCAGUCUCUUCAGUCCUGCUGAAUCACAGUGAAUGUGAUGAAACACUACUGUUAUGAUUCUAGAAUUAAUGCAAAUAUGAUGGUCUAAAAGUGAUGACUCAUGCACUCAGCACUGUAUUUGAUAAAAAGGAAUCGGAGGCUAGUUUGUUUUCUUUCUGAGCUAUAUCCAUGUUUUCUUGUGUUUGAUUGUCAGCUAUUUUUUAAUGACUGAAGAAAUUAUUUUCACUGUAGAGGAUGUGAUGCAGUAUUGUAUUUGUGUUCUGUGUGUGUGCGUAUGUGUGUGUGUGUGUGUGUGUGUGUGUGUGUGUGUGUGUGUGUGUGUGUGUAUGCCCAUGUCUGUGCAGGUUUGUGCAACUGAGGUCUGAUGAUAGUAUGCUCUCAAGGUGAAAAGUAGAAAAAUCAGCAACACUUUACUUGAAGGUAUCUAAGAGUGACAUGACACUGUCAUGAAGACAUGACACUGUCAUGAAGACAUGACACUGUCAUGAAGACAUGACACGGUCAUGACACAUGAACCCUGACCCUAACUUCAACCGAAACCGAAUGACACAUAAUGAAAGCGUUAUGUCAUAAACGCUUGCGACUUGUUUAUAAUGUUUAUGACACGUUCAUGACAGUGUCAUGCCCCGCUUAUGUUGAUACCUUCACCUAAAGUGUAACUUUGUCUGAGCAUUCUGCUUUUGUUGCUCUGCUUUAUGGUGAUUGCUCCAUGCUUGAUGUUUAUGUUGGCUUUUCAAAUGUAGUAAUCACAUUUUAGAUGUGAUCAUCUACCCCUCAGAAGGGUAGGACUACUCAUUCAGCUGCCUUUGUUUUUAUUCGACAUUCCAUUUGUAGGUUAUGCAGGUUGUUGACAUUUUGCAACUGAAAUAACUGAAAUAGUUUGUCUUCAACAUUUUCUUAUGCUCACCAUAAUGUUACAACUAGAACUGAACAAAUAAUCAGAAAUGAGGAUUGUUAAUAUGUGUUAAUGUCCAGCUUCUCCACACAACCAAUAGGGACUCUAUUUCCCAUUAAAUUAUAAUUAUUCAAUUUCUUUUUUGAUUUAGUUUUGCUUUUAUGAGCAAUUAACUAUUCCCAGUUGAUAAAUCUAAAGAACAUCCGCUUCUAGUAUCACUCUGUGCUGCAUUGCACAGAACAAACUCACUGUUGACUAGGUUUGACUACCUCAUUCAUCUGAAUUAGUAGAAAUGUCAUUUCUUUUUUCCAUUUGUGGCUAACUUACCCAAUAAAAUCAUAGCAAGUUUUGAAG